GGAGAGGCCGAGAGGGGGGCCCGGAGAGAGAGAAAAAGAAACGCACGGCGCCCACUUCCUCCUGUAAUUCUUUCUUUAUCAAUCGCGGGUGCACGAACCAAACAUUCGCGUCCUCUGCCGGUAAUUUCGACUCCCCCUCCCUCACGAGUUCUCCUAUCCCGGAUCCAUCGAGAAAAGCAGGUUGGUCCGCAGCCGGGUCGGUCAAAGGCGCUCCGCUACUGUCCGGAGUUGAUGCCCGGCGCCGUCUGAAUCUCUGCGCGAGGCCGCUCAACCGAUCCAUCUGGCCAUGGCGUGCAGGGGCUUCUUCGAAUGCGUCCUCAAGCUGCUCAACCUCGUCCUCAUGGCUGUCGGGCUGGCCAUGGCGGGCUACGGCGCCUACCUGCUCGUGUUCUGGCUCCAGCUGCUGCCUCCGUCGCCGCCGGCGCCGCCUCCAAGCGGUGACCUGGUGCGGCUUGGGCGGCCGAUGCUUCUUCUUAUUGACGUGUCUAUCUCGGUUGGGACCUCGCAGAAGCUCAUCAGCGCAUGGUUUAUUUUUGCAUUUAUAGGCGUUGGUGUUAUACUCUUCAUUACCUCCAUCUUCGGUUGUGCUGGAGCGUCAACCGGGAGUGGAUGCUGCUUAUCCACUUAUUCAUUCCUCAUCAUUUUGUUCAUACUAGUAGAGCUUGCUGCAGGAUGCUUCAUUUUCUUCGACCAUGGCUGGAAAGAUGUAAUUCCAGUUGAUAAAACUGGUAACUUUGACACGAUCUACAGUUUCCUGAAAGAAAAUUGGAGAACUGCAAAAUGGGUCGCACUUGGAGCUGUUGUGUUUGAGGCACUGCUGUUCACUGUAGCCCUCAUAGUGCAGUCAGGCAAUCAAGAUGAUUAUGACAGUGAUGAUGAGUACAUUGGCCCGAGGUCCGGAGUCCGUCAGCCGUUGGUGAAUAAGCAAACUGUUACCGACCCCAGGGUGCCCAAUCUUGACUACCGUCCAAUCAGGAACGAUGCAUGGAGCCAAAGAAUGAGGGACAAGUAUGGGGUGGAUUCCUUUGAUCCAAACAGGUUUCAACAGGCCACGAUAUCUCCCGCAGAACAAAGAAACAGAUGCACAAUCCUCUGAUGCUUGCAAUCCUCUGAAGCUUGGUCGAUGCAAUUCAGUACUGGUCUCUGAAUUCACAGCCAGCUGUGCAACAUGGACUCGCAUGUAGCAUGUGGCUGGGUGAUCUGAUAUUUCCAUGUUGUGUUGGAUGUGGCGAGCCCUUGCAUUCGCCCGUCGUAGUUCUUUCAUUUACAUAGUCUGAAAUCUCUGCAUCGUAGAGUCUUUGCAAUAAUUGAACUUAAUUUUGGCCAUACACGACAUUCUAUUGUGUACACGUUCCCAUGGAACCUUGUAUGGAACUUCGAUCUGUGAACCGAUUUGCAUUGUGCAAUGAAGCGCGUUUGAGCCCCGUGGGUUUA
This is a messenger RNA of Hordeum vulgare subsp. vulgare (domesticated barley), 1434 nucleotides long. RefSeq names its product tobamovirus multiplication protein 2A-like. The coding region runs from base 287 to 1096 and encodes 269 amino acids. The record is from RefSeq and is a predicted model, not a curated record. The transcript has 6 exons. Gene Ontology annotation, cellular component: membrane. Lineage: Eukaryota; Viridiplantae; Streptophyta; Magnoliopsida; Poales; Poaceae.